UUACAAUAUUCGUUUUCUGCUGCACAUCAACAUGUCUGCGUCCAUGGUGUAAACAAAUUUGUAGACGUCAUCCGAGAUUUUUUUCCUUAAACAAAACAUAAUCAUGAAUGUGUUAUCAUUUAUAUCGUUCAUUUCACUCGUUUCUGCUGGUGGAAUAAACCCAUUUUCAGAUGAUGACCUUUUUGCAAUAAAUUGGGCUGGAACUGUUGAUAUAGAUAGACUGAAAACUGAAAACAGUGAUGUUGAGAUAGUAUCAGUACAGACAGAGGAGGACGAGAAAUACCAGUGUGUUAUACCAGAGUCUCAAGCUACAAUUGAUGCUAAUCGUAAGGCAACAUACAAUGGCGCUACACCUGAGGAAUUGAUGGAGGCUUUAUUCCUGCAAUCUUCUUGUUCAUAUAGAAUAGAGAGCUACUGGACAUAUGAACUUUGUCACGGGAAACACAUUAAACAGUACCAUGAUAACAAGGAACUAGGAUUACAAAAGCCAAAAUUACAGGAAUAUUAUUUAGGUCAGAUAUCUAAAACUGUCACAGAAGAUAAUAAAAAGACUGGGGUAGAUAAAAGUGGAACAGUAAAUAAAGGAGAUGGGUCACCUCGUAUGGGAAUGGAGAAAGAUGAAGUGGGAGGUGAGACAGGGAAAGGAACAGAAGAAGUUGCUGGGAAAGAUGACAACACCAGAACUACAGAGAAGAAACAGCAGGAAAUUCGUAGUGUGAAGAUAGAUGGUUUGGAUCUUCCUUUUUUCUCUGUCAACAUGACAGAUGGUACAGUGUGUGAUUUGACCGGGAAACCUCGACAGAGUCACAUCAAGUAUAUAUGUCAGCCAAAUGGACGUGGGGAGAUAUAUCAGCUUAAAGAAACAUCAAGUUGUGAAUAUGACAUAAUUGUUCUAACAGCAGUUCUAUGCCAGCACCCUGCAUUCAAACCCAAGGAUCCCCCAGUUAGUAAGAUAAACUGUCACUCUGUUGGUACAUCACCAAGACAACCACUUAGGUUGACCAAACUACAGAGAGAACAGGGGAUAAGGCUUGAACCUGUAAAUGAGGAAGAUGAAGAGGAAGAGGAAGUUCAACAGCCACCUAAAAAACAGACUGGUUUCAAACAAGAACAUAUCUAUGAAUCACAGAAACCAGUCAAAGUUGAAACAAAUAUUGGAAAAGAAGCAGAUAAACAAUUACUGAGAGAUUUUAUAAAUGGAGAUUAUUGUAUUCAUGGGGGAGGUGGUUGGUGGAAACAUGAAUUUUGCUACAACAAACAUGCUAAACAAUAUCAUGAGGAAAGUAGUAGCAGUGUUACAACUAUAUAUCUAGGGCAUUGGGAUAAACAGAAACAUCUAGAUUGGCUACAAAGAAAUCCUGCCAAAAAGCCAAAACAACCUGAAAAUAGAAAAUUAAUUUCACUUUACUACAGUGGAGGUGAUGUCUGUGAUUUAACCAACAAACAAAGAUUUGUUGAAGUCAAGUUAAAAUGUUUAAAUAAUGCACAGCAGCCUCAUGCUGUAGCCAUAUAUCUAGUAGAGCCAGCCUCGUGCGAAUAUGUUCUUGGUGUUGAAUCUCCAUUAUUUUGUGGUCUGUUGGAAAAAGCUGAUGAAAACGGAUUGUUUGAUCAUAUAAAUGUUUAGUUUUUGUUUCAAACAUAAUCAGUGUCAUAAAUAUUUAAAUCAUUGCCAUUCCUGUAUAUUUUGUGUCUUAUAUCAUCACAACAGGAUUAGAGAAACAGAUUAAAAUAAUAUGAAAUAAAAAUACUAUCACUGAUUGGAUACAGUUGUUAAGGUUUAAAAAAUGUAUAUGGUAGUACGAGAAUGAGUAGUAAGUAAGAUAUUCAGACAUAACAUUUGACUAAAUGCUUACAUCUGCAUUAGAGCCACAUUUUUAGUUAUACAGACCAUUUUGACAGGUAAUAUGACCCAAUUUUUAUGCAUAUAUGACCCAAAUCAUCAGGUUAGGGUUAUAAAGCAAACAGAUAUUUAAAUGGCCGAAGUCAUCAUGUGAUGGUUAUAAAGCAAACAUGUUUAUAUGACCCAAGUCAUCAGGUGAGGGUUAUAUAACAAACAGAUGUUUAUGUGACCCAAGUCAUCAUGUGAUGGUUAUAAAGCAAACAUGUUAAUAUGACCCAAGUCAUCAGGUGAGGGUUAUAUAACAAGCAUAUGUUUAUGUGACCAGUCAUUGUGUGAUGGUUAUAAAGCAAACAUGUUUAUAUGACCUUAGUCAUCAGGUGAAGGUUAUAUAACAAACAUAUGUUUAUGUGACCAGUCAUUGUGUGAUGGUUAUAAAGCAAACAUGUUUAUAUGACCCAAGUCAUCAGGUGAGGGUUAUAUAACAAACAGAUGUUUAUACAUGGUCAUAUAACAUAUCAAAUGUCUUAUAACCAAUACUGCACAAUAUUGGACUUUGGUUAAAUAGGAAAAUGAUUCUUAAAUUUGUAAACAGCUGUUUAUAUACAAUGUUAUAUUAACAUAAAUAUCCAAUGACAAUCAUAGUUUCAAACAUUCAGUAUCAUACAGGAAAAAAAGUAAGUCAAAUUAGCCUGAAUUCAUUUUAUCAUUCACUUAUCAUAGAAAGACUUACAUCAACUAUAUGGCUCCUAGGAUAAGCUUACAUCUAUUAUCAUGGCUUGUUGUCGUGCCAAUAUGGUAAUUAAAGUCUCAUAAUUCUUGUGUUCAUUUGUUUCCUUUACUGAUAUAUGCGCCUUGUGACUGGUUUUGUGGGUAAAAAAACUCAUUACAGUACAAUUUGUAUAAAGUUAUUUAUACAUGCAGAUGUUGUUUUUCUUUUUUUUUCAAAUCACAAAUGAUUGAUUCUAGUUAACAAAUGUUACUCAUAUUUUAUAAUUUACCCAAUUAUAAAACUUGUGUAAACAGCUAUGCAAAUUUGAUAAAUUACCUGUAAGUGAAUGUAUGUUGUUGAAGUAUAUUUGGAUAUUUAUUAAACAGACCAUAAACAAGUUGCUGAAUGGAAUAUUUACAAUGUAAAUUUAACACUAAAAUAAUAAAGAAGGUGUUUGUUUUUAUUUUCUCAUUUUUAAAAAGUUUAUAUCAAAAUACUAUUGUCAAAUUAAAGACAAUCUAUUUAAAUAUAAUUUUUAUCAUUCACAAUUAGGAAUGAUAUUUGGAAGCUUCUUGUAACUAAUUUUUACUUUCUAAGGAAGAUAAUAAUUAUCUGAAAUGUUAGAAAAAAGCUUUCUAAUAUUUGAGAUAUUUAUUAAUUGUACAUUUUCACAUGACAUUUAUUUAAGUGAUGCAUUAUGGGUGAGUUAUGUUUUAUUAAGGUUAAUGUAUAUAGCAGCUAGUGAACAUAGUAUAGAAAAUAUAACUGUGAUAUUAUGAGUUUACUGUACAUUGUUGAUAACAAUUAGACAAAUUCACAGCUGUCAAACCUAUAUUGGACUGGUGCUAGCCGAGUCUGAUAUAGGUUUUGCAGCUGUGUACGAGUCCAAUAAUCAGUAUUGUUCUCAAUCAUGUUUAAUGAUCUCCAUAUUUCACAUCACCAUUUUUUGACAGAACUUCGUUACUUCAGUUACUGUAAGGAUUUUAAAUGGAUUUUGGACUCUCGAAAAUGAGGCUAAAUGGGGUGCAAUAUGAAUGAUUUAUUAACCUUUUUGACUCUGAAAAUGAAAUUGAGGCUAUAUGGACUGUGAACCUUUUGGAUUCUUUGAAAUGAAAAGAGGUUUAAUUGAUAAGAUUGGAUUCAGUAAUGAUUUCUAUUGGGACAUCCAGUGGUGCAAAUGCUGAAACUGCAUUUGUUAUAUUUUAUAAGGUAUGAAAUAAAUACUUAAUAUGGCUUGGCCAAAAUAUAGGAUAUUUGAUAUGUGACAUGUAUUGAAUCUGUUGAACUGGUUGAAUUAAAUAAUUUCUAGCAAGUGUGUAAGGUUUAAACCUUAACUGGCUGGUACUUAAAGUGUUUACCCUUUGUCAUCCAUAUAAAACCAGUUCAGCAUGCAUAUGUGUGCAGUCUCACCAGGCUCUAUACUGUUGGUAGCUUAAUUUUUGUAUUUUGAUUUUGAAAUCCCUUAAACUUUGAAUAGACUGUUCCAGAUUGCAAAGAUGGACAGAUCCAUUAUAGAAUAUCAGCAGGUUUUGGGUUUAUUAUCAGGUUCCAGACAUAAUACUCAAUUGAUCAAGUAUUCUAUAUAAAUACAGAGAAAAUGAGACUUAUUUCAGUUAAGUAUGUUCAGACAUUCUGUAAAUAAUAUGUAUAUAAAACCUUAAACAAAUUCCUUAGAACAUAUUAUUAUGUAUCUUGUUUGUAAUUUUAAUGUUUACUAUAUUUGUUAAUGAUAUAAAUUGUAUGCAUAAUAGGAUAGAAGUUUUAAUGAGGCAUUGAUUUCUGCUAAAUUCUUGACUAGCAUAUUAUUUUUUUCAUUUUAAAAAACAUUUUGUUUAUACAUUGUAUAAGUUUUUGAUUAGUGACUAUGAUUUUAAUUAUCAGUACAUGUUAUGGUGCUGUAUGCAAUAUUCACACAAGUUUUUUGUGCAAUUUUUUAAUGCAAGUAAAAUUUCGGCAAUCACUGAAAAUAUAGGAAGCUUUUUUAAGUUUUUUAAACUUUUCAUGAAGCAAUGUUUCCAGUGUAGUAGCAUUCAGCUUUAGGAUUGUGUCAUAUUUUACACAAUUAACAAACUGAUGUAUCUAUAAACAUACAUUUUGAAAGGUUUCUGUUAUUGUUUUAUUUAUCAAUCUUUAGAAGAAAUCUUAUAGAUGUUUAAACACAAAUAUUUAUUUUAUCCAUUUUUAUGGAUUUUUCCUGCCGUGUGUAUAUUGUUUGAAUUGGAUUUGUAAAUAUUUAUUGCAAGCGUGCCUUUUAGCCUUACUACUGGACCAGGUGUAACACUGUCAUUUAACAUCUCAUUUAUAUUAAUAAUAAUUUCUAUUUUUAGCCAAAAGUAUAUUUCUUACAUUUGGAUCUAAUACAACUCUUAAUUCUGAAAAGGAAUUGUUUUUUUAACUCAAAAGUUAUUGCAAUUACCUUUUUCUUAGCGAAACAGCAACUAACUUCACAUAUGUUACAUUGGGUUACAGUAUCAUUUAUCAAGUAUUUUAUGAGUACAUGUAUAUUUAUGAAAUUCACGAAAUAAAACAAAUAUUUUCCAAUA
This is a messenger RNA of Ruditapes philippinarum (Manila clam), 5092 nucleotides long. Its product is annotated as endoplasmic reticulum lectin 1-like. Lineage: Eukaryota; Metazoa; Mollusca; Bivalvia; Venerida; Veneridae. The transcript has 14 exons. Bases 104 to 1624 code for a protein of 506 amino acids. Gene Ontology annotation, cellular component: endoplasmic reticulum lumen. The record is from RefSeq and is a predicted model, not a curated record. Gene Ontology annotation, biological process: endoplasmic reticulum unfolded protein response; retrograde protein transport, ER to cytosol.